Danaus plexippus (monarch butterfly) is the source of this 3098-nucleotide messenger RNA. RefSeq lists its product as uncharacterized. The record is from RefSeq and is a predicted model, not a curated record. Lineage: Eukaryota; Metazoa; Arthropoda; Insecta; Lepidoptera; Nymphalidae. The transcript has 6 exons. The coding region runs from base 257 to 718 and encodes 153 amino acids.
GAUUUCCGAGAGUAAUUACACCCCCUCCCGUUAGCCCACUGCCCAUAUAACCUCGCCCGCCUCCAGACCCAUACUCCAUAGACUCGCGGUCUCCUACCGCCCAGACAUGCGCGUGGAUUCUGGCACUAUUUUGGACCUGUCAAAACCUAGGUAUUCUAUCUCCAGCAUUUGCGCUAAGGCUACCAACCAGUGAGGUCAUAGUCCAGAAUAUUAAAUUUGUAAAGGUUCUGUAACAGAAAAAAAGCAGUUCUCAACAAUGGCUAACAACUUAAACGAAAGCCUGCUUAACGUACCCGAUUCCGACGAAGACGAAGGCCUGUUGAAUUUUAGCCAGUAUUACUUCAAGGAGUGGUCUGAAAUCGAGGCGCUUUACAAGUUGACAAUGUACAAUGAGAGCCUCAAUGACAAGGAGGAAGACUCGGGUGCUGCUGAAACAUCUCAAUCCGAAGAUGACUCUGACAUGGAUAAGGAUUCUGGUGAGGAUGAAGAAGAGGAUUACAUUGAGCAGCUUGGCAACGAGUUGGACAAUAUGAUACUCUCCAAGCCGAAUCUGUUGUAUGAGAAUCCGAUGAGGGAGAACAGCCGCUUCCAGAUUUAUUCAUUCUGUAACAACAGAGUGACUACGGGCCAGUGCUGGACCUGGAAGCCAGAUCAAAUGGAUGAUGAUUCCUAUGAAUCUUCUUCUUCUGAUGACGAGACGUCCUCGCUUUCAGACUAAAUUAUUAAUCUUCAAUUUCAUACAUGUGAGUAAGGUUUGUGUACUUGGGCAAAUGGACGUAAAUAUUAUUGGAUAUUUAAAUCCAUUUGCUUAUGUAAAAAACCUUAUCUUGCAGAACCCUUCCCUACGAUACAAGUCAUUAAAAUGACUGUAUUUUUUAAUAUUUAUUUUAAAAGCUUCAACUUGCUAAUAUCUGGGUCAUCUUUGAAGAAAAUUGAUUUAAAAAUUGUAAGUUCCAGUUCCUGGCUAUUUGAAAUAAUCUCGGCUAUAAAUGUGUCUCUUAAAUAAUAUAUGUAUGUAACUAUGAAUUAAAAUAGGUUUUUAAUCUAAGGUGUGGCUCAGUGUAAAAGAGCUUUAGGAUUAUACACUAUUAUUCAUUCAUCUGCUUUAAAAAUAUGAUUUUAUUAUUUGCUGAUUAAAAUAAAAAAAAAAAACAAAAAAAAAAAUAAAAAAAAAACAAAUAAAUUAACAAAAAAAAAUAUGGUAGUACUAAAAUUAAAGGACAUAGUAGGUAAGGUUUUCCCCCUUCAUGGUCUUAAUAUUCUAUCUUUUUUUUCUACUGUGAUAUUUUUUAUCUGAAAUACUAGAUUUUGUUGUAAUCACUUUUAUCAGGCUUUCUGCUUCUCUACCUACUCACUGUAUUUUUAUAUAAUUUGCCACAUAUUUAAAAUAGAAUACAUCGAACAGGAUUGUAUCAAAAAAAAAAGUAAUAUCCGGCAGCGUGUCAAUAGAUGGAAUUUGGUCUGUGUUUCAGUGGCAGUUGUAUUAUUAUCUGUAGGUUAAUAAUUGGAGUGCAUAUUAAUGCUUCAGUAGAUGUAUUUAGUUAUAAGGCAGAUGAGAUUCACAUUGACGGAUUUCAAGCGGUAUACAGAAGCAAUAUUAGGAGCAUAGACAAUCAAUUUACCCAUACAGUGUUAUCACAGUGUGAAACCGAGGGUUAUUCUUUAACAUUUCCAAAUCCAGUAGUUUGUCUCCAGUAGUUUACUUUGAUAUCCAUAAAUUUAGCAUCCCACUAUUCCGGUUCUUGCAUCUAAGAGACAUAAUUAUAGCUCAAAAAAUAACUUCAAAGACGUAGAUGAGAAUAAUUUUGCGCUACUCAUUUACCUGUCAAAUAUCAUUUAUACUUAAAGACGGUCCUAAAAUUAUGAUUGUUUUCUCAUCUACGAUUUUUCAUAAUAAAAAAAAAUACAAUAAUAUGUAACCAUUCAAUGUUAAAAUAGGGUUUCGACUAUAGUGUAACUUGAAUUCUGUGGCCGGGUAUGGUUGAACUAGUUGCGCCAUGUGACUUAUAGUCUGGUAAAAGAAAUUUGGAAGUUUUUAGGAGCGUCAACCACGCUGUGUGCCCAGAUGAGAGGAAUUAUUCGACCUCGUCCGGCUUUGCUCGAUGUUUCCCCAUGCUUAGCCUUAUCUUUUAUAUAGAUAACUAUAUCUCAAUCGAGACGUGCCAAUACGUAUUGCGAAUUGGAAGCAGGGUAGUUAGGAAGGUAUUUAUCUGAUAGUGUAUUUUCUAAGAAUUCUCGGAGAGUAAAAGUUAUUUAUAUAGAAGAAUAUCCGAUAAAAUAGUCCAAAAAAAAAAAAUGUCCUUUAUGAUUAAAAUUUUAGAGAUUAAAGUUGUGUCUAUUUACUCACAAAUGGGUACUAAAAGGCCUGUAUUUUCUUGUAAUUCAUGAUGUACUUAAAUUCUUAUUUUACGUAAAUUUCGGCCGUAGCUCAAAUAUUAACGUAUUUUUAUAUUGUUAUGUUUACAAGACAUAUAUCUUAAUUAGUUCCUUAACAAAAACAGAUCGUAACUAAACUAUUUAUAAAUAUCAUUUACAUAUUAAUAAUAAAACAAGAAUUUUCGGAAAUCUUAGAGACUGGAGUUUUUAACUCAAUUAUUUAUAUAACUUAAACAUAAAAAAAAAAUUGUGACUUUUUCACGGAAAUAUAAGUCUUGUGGAAGAGAUGCAACAAAUCUUUUCACAUUUCGAUAUUUUAAAGGCUUGCGGUACCCAUAUUUAAUUCUAUCUGUAAGCAUAGAUGUAAAAAUCCUGUAUCACUUUUGGAAUUUAUCAAUAGGUUUUUAUUAUAUUUUAACUAUUUUAGAGUUUUAAACUAUUUACAUAUUGGUCAUCAUCUUUGUUAGUUCAUAAAUCUCUAUCUAUAUUUUUACUAAUCUCUAUUUAUUAUGUUAUUAAGUGUCGUAGGUUAAGUAUUUUAUUGUUAGUUUUCUUAUUAAAUACAAUGUAUGAAUUUCAAUUUUAAACCUUUACCAAUAACCAUGAAAAAAUAAUUGUAACCCCUUUAAGCCAAAACGACCCACUCUCCUUGUACACGAACGUGUUUGUUCAUCUAUCUAUCAUUAACAUUAAUAUUAUACUUAAUAAAUGUCUACAUAUAA